AUGGGGAGGAUCAUGCUUUCCUCCCUCUGCUUACUGAUGCACCUGCUUCAGAAUGAGAUCACUUCACUUGCAGUUUUAGAAAACCGAGACCUGCAAGAUUUGAUUCAGCCGCAGAAGGUAGAGUUUCGUUCAUUAAACUUCAACAGCACUUUGCACUGGCAGCCUGGGUGGGCCAGAGAGGCAAGAGACACGCUCUACUUUGUACAGUAUAAAAUGUAUGGGCAGAGCACAUGGCAAAACAAAGCUGAGUGCUGGGGGAUUCGAAGCCAUGUCUGUGACCUAACACAUGAGACCUCUGACAUCCAGGAGCCUUACUAUGGCAGAGUGAAAGCUGCAUUGGCUGGUGUCUAUUCCAACUGGAGCCUCAGCUGCAGAUUCACUCCCUGGCGAGAAACUAUGAUAGGACCUCCAAUGGUAACUGUGGUUCAUAGCAACAGAUCCAUAACAGUAAAGCUCCAGGCUCCACGUUCUCCUUAUAAAAGGAAGAGAGGAAGCAAGAUACCAAUGACAAAUUAUUAUGAUCUGCUUUAUCAAGUCUUCAUAAUUAACAACUUGCUAGAUGAGCAACACAGAGUCCUGAUGUAUGAAGGAAAAGACAAGGUUAUUAAAAUAAAUGAUUUGAAGCCAGGAGUCAGCUACUGCAUCGAGGUUAAAACGUACAUGCCUAUGCUGGACCGCAGCAGUACGUACAGCAGCAGGCAAUGCACCAUGCUACAAUGA
Messenger RNA from Acanthisitta chloris (rifleman), 720 nucleotides. RefSeq names its product interleukin 22 receptor, alpha 2 (gene IL22RA2). The transcript has 5 exons. Lineage: Eukaryota; Metazoa; Chordata; Aves; Passeriformes; Acanthisittidae. Gene Ontology annotation, molecular function: protein binding; interleukin-22 receptor activity. The record is from RefSeq and is a predicted model, not a curated record. The coding region runs from base 1 to 720 and encodes 239 amino acids.